GCCAAAUCCAUCCGGCUGUGUUUGAAUUUCAAUAUCAAAAAAAAGGGAGAUGGGACAAUCCAAUAGAAGGUUCCUUCUUUCAUCAUCAUGGUACGUAGCAUCCAUCCAUCCUUGGUACAUUAUCUCAUCCAUCCAUUCAUCAACGAAUCCAUAUAAAAAUACAGUCUACAAAUCAACAUCUAUUUUUACAACAUUCUUGGAAUCAUCGAUUUUUUUUUUUCGUUACUCUACAGUCUUCAAAACCUAAUUGACCGUGAAAAAGCAAUGAAUGAAUGGAUGAAUGGGAAAACAAUAAAGAGAACUUUCCGCAAGUUCAGCUACCGUGGCGUCGAUCUCGACCAAUUAUUGGAUUUAUCUUCUGAACAAUUCAUGGAUUUGGUGCAUUGCCGUGCUCGUAGACGUUUCCAACGUGGUUUGAAGCGCAAGCCUAUGGGUUUGAUCAAGAAGCUUCGCAAGGCCAAGACUGAAGCCCCCUCUGGUGAAAAGCCUGCCACUGUCAAGACCCAUUUGCGUAACAUGAUCAUCGUUCCCGAAAUGAUUGGUUCCAUCGUCGGUGUCUACAACGGUAAGACUUUCAACCAAGUGGAAAUCCGUCCUGAAAUGGUGGGUCAUUACCUCGGUGAAUUCUCUAUCACUUACAAGCCUGUUCGUCACGGUCGUCCUGGUAUUGGUGCCACUCACUCUUCCCGAUUCGUUCCUCUUAAAUAAAGAAAAACAAUCAUCAUUGUGUUUUAUUAUUCUUGUCAACUUUAAUAUAUAUAUAUUUGU
This is a messenger RNA of Halteromyces radiatus, 768 nucleotides long. RefSeq names its product putative ribosomal protein S15. Gene Ontology annotation, biological process: translation; ribosomal small subunit assembly. The record is from RefSeq and is a predicted model, not a curated record. Gene Ontology annotation, cellular component: ribosome; cytosolic small ribosomal subunit. Gene Ontology annotation, molecular function: RNA binding; structural constituent of ribosome. The coding region runs from base 265 to 708 and encodes 147 amino acids. The transcript has 3 exons. NCBI's taxonomy places the organism in Eukaryota, Fungi, Mucoromycota, Mucoromycetes, Mucorales, Cunninghamellaceae.